AUGUCACCAGAUCAACAUCAACAAAUACCAGCUAAAGUUUUAGACGAUUUAUGCAGUCGUUUUAUUAUAAAUAUCCCAGCUGAACAACGUGAAGAUCUUGUUCGUGUAUUAUUUGCUGUUGAAUUAGCUCAUUGGUUUUUUAUUGAUUUUUAUUGUGAAGAUUAUAAUGAUUUACAUGUAUGCAAUAUAAAAGAAUUUGCUCAACAAAUUUUUUUACAUUGUCCAUUUUUACGUGAUUAUGUUCAUAAUCUUGAUAUUAUUCUAUCACGUUGGCGUGGUUAUAAAUUAAGUGUACCAACAUAUGGUGCAGUUUUAUUAGAUCCAACAUAUGAACAUGUUUUACUUGUACGAGGAUUUUAUAAUCGUGAAAGUUGGGGUUUUCCAAAAGGAAAAGUACAAGAAAAUGAAAGUCCAUUAAAAUGUGCUAUACGAGAAGUUAUGGAAGAAGUUGGUUUUGAUAUGAAAGAUCGUGCUUUUGAUGAUCAAUAUUUAGAACGUGAUCUUAAUGGACAACUUAUUCGAUUAUAUAUUAUUAAACAUGUACCACUUGAUACUAAAUUUGCUGCUAAAACAAAAAAUGAAAUUAAAGAAAUGCGUUGGUUUCGUAUAUCUGAUUUACCAUGUCAUAGACGUGAUACAACACCACAAGUUACAUUAGGUCUUAAUUCAAAAGCUUUUUUUAUGGUUAUACCAUUUAUAAAAGAUUUACGUCGUUGGAUAAAUCAAGAAUGUGGAAUUUAUUCAUCAUCAAAUGGUGAUUCAGAUAAUGCAAAUGAAUAUAUUAAACGACGUGAACAAGCUCAUUUACAUCAUCAUCAUUAUCCACAAUCACGACGUCGAACAACAACAUAUCAUGAAAAUAUAACACCAGCUAAUACACGACAAGCAACAAUAUUACAAAAAAUUUUUGGUGUUGAUCAUCAAACAUCUUCAUUUAUUCGUAAUAAUACAUCGAUACGUGAACAACGAAAAAAUUCACGAAAAAUUAUUGCUAAUCUUACAACACAAAGUGCUGAUGAACAACAAACAACAUUAUCAACAAAUAAACUUCAAACACAAUUAAGUGUACAAGAUACAAUUCAACGACAUUUUUGUCAAAUACUUAAAAAUGAUUCACUUACUGUUACUGAUAAUACAUCUAUUACAGAAACAUUACUUAUGAGAGAAAAUAGUUCAUCAACUCUGACAACAUUAAAUAUGAAUCAAUUAACUCCUUCAAUAUUAAAUGAUGACGAAAAUAAACAACCAUCAAAAAAUAAAACUAAUGAUUUAUUAUUAUUACAAAAAAAAGAAAAAAAAUCUUCAACACCAAUAAAAAAUCAAAUUCAAUAUCGAAUUUUACAACGUGGUCAACCAGAUGAACCAUCACCUAUAAUAAAAAAAUUACAAGUAAAAAAUGAAUUAGAUACAUUAGAAAAUAGUACAACAAUUAAAUCUCAACGUAAUCGACGACGUACUGAUCGACGUUUACAUAAUGAUAUAAAUCAACAACAACAACAACAACAACAACCAUUUUCAAAUUUAACAAAUAAUAAUUCUUCUAAUGGUUUAAAUUCUCAUACAUUUCGUUAUGGUGGUCCACGUUGUUGGACACAAUUUCGUCUUAAUCGUUCCGAAGUUUUUCGUUGUCUUCGCGAGUGA
Messenger RNA from Rotaria sp. Silwood1, 1641 nucleotides. The record is from the annotation of a GenBank genome assembly. Lineage: Eukaryota; Metazoa; Rotifera; Eurotatoria; Philodinida; Philodinidae.